Molecule: messenger RNA, 2397 nt
Organism: Helianthus annuus (common sunflower)
Lineage: Eukaryota; Viridiplantae; Streptophyta; Magnoliopsida; Asterales; Asteraceae
Exons: 8
Coding region: 338-2185 (615 amino acids)
Source: RefSeq, a predicted model, not a curated record
ACUAAAAUCUUUAAAAGGAUCUUUUACAACUGAAAAUAACCGAGCAGCUGAAACAUGCUCUGCACAUCUUCUUCUUCUUCUUCUUCACCUCAGCAACAAAACCCCAAUUCUUUGAUCUAACACAAACCCCAAUAUCAAAAGCUUUGUGGGUGUUUCUGAAAACCAAUCAAGAACACAAGAAAACCAUCUAGAUCUGCAAAAACAACAAAAAUUUAGGAUCUUGAGGCUGCCAAUGAGGUAAAGUUUCUUGCUUUAAUGUCUUUAUAGGGUUUCGAGAUUCAAUCAAUUGUGGGUAUUGUGUGAAUGAGAUGAAAGAGAUUUUGGGGGAAAGAAAGCAAUGACUAGUGGGUCAUUGGGUCUAAGAUCAUCAAGCUAUGGGUCUUUGUUACAACAUCAACAACAGUUUCAAAAUGGUGGAGUGUUUAUACAACAAAAAGCAAAUCAAUCUACUCCACCAAUUGCUUCAAGGAAACCUUCAAAGAUGUUUGUUAAGGAGAAUUUGUUGUUGUGGAUCUUUAAGCUUGCUCAUAGGAAGAAGGUUGGAAUGAUGUUCUUGUGUCUUGUUUCAUUAGCAGCUAUGUUGUGGGUACUUUAUGUUGGCAAAGGCGAAGUUACACAAGAAGUUCACAAUAUCCAAAGUUUAGACUUCAAGAAUAAUUCCGUCACUGAUUUUUCACCGAUGAGUGAUGAUGAACUAAAAGUAGAUGUGGUUAAUUCUUCAUUAGCACAUCAUGAAAUCAUGAUCACUUUAAAUAGUGACGAAACAAUUAUAACCGUCUCACCAUCACCGCCACCGCCACCGCCAUCACCGCCACCACCACGUGUUUAUUUCACCGGAUACACCCUUCCUCAUGGCCAUCCUUGCGAAAACUUCCCAAUGCCGCCACCACCCGCAGACAAGAAAAGAACGGGCCCACGUCCAUGUCCGGUGUGUUACCUUCCUGUCGAAGAAGCUAUUGCGAUGAUGCCAAACGCCCCAUCGUUUUCUCCCAUUCUCCAAAACCUAACAUACAUUCAUGAAGAAAAUCUAACCAAAAGUGAAUUUGGUGGCUCCGAAUUCGGUGGAUAUCCUUCUUUGAAACAAAGACUUGAAUCUUACGACAUAAAACAGUCAAUGACUGUCCAUUGCGGAUUUGUUAGAGGAGAUAGGCCGGGCAACAAAACCGGAUUCGAUAUUGACGAUUCGGAUCUUUUUGAGAUGGAUCAGUGUCGGGGAGUGUUGGUUGCAUCAGCGAUAUUUGGUGCUUAUGAUUUGAUUAAACAACCCAAGAACAUGAGUGAAACCGCAAAGAAAGAUGUAUGCUUUUUCAUGUUCAUUGAUGAAGAAACCGCUAGUUUUUUGAGAAACUCAGGUGAUCUUGAUAAUAGCAAACGAAUUGGAUUAUGGAGAAUUGUUGUUGUCCAUAACUUACCGUAUACUGAUCCAAGACGCAAUGGAAAGGUUCCAAAACUUCUGUUACAUAGGCUUUUCCCAAAUGUUCGUUAUUCGUUAUGGGUGGAUGGCAAACUCGAGCUCGUUGUGGAUCCUUAUCAAAUUCUUGAAAGGUUCUUAUGGAGGAAGAAUGCUAGUUUUGCCAUAUCUAGACAUUACAAGCGGUUCGACGUGUUUGUAGAAGCCGAAGCUAAUAAAGCAGCUUCAAAAUACGACAAUGCUUCCAUUGACUUCCAGAUUGACUUUUAUAAAACAGAGGGUUUGACCCCAUAUACAGAGGCUAAACUUCCUAUUAGAAGCGAUGUACCGGAAGGCUGUGUGGUAAUACGGGAGCAUAUUCCUAUCUCGAACCUUUUUACGUGUCUUUGGUUCAAUGAAGUUGACCGGUUUACUUCACGAGAUCAGAUUAGUUUCUCAACAGUGAGGGAUAAGAUCACGUCCAAAACGAAUUGGACCGUUCAUAUGUUUUGGGAUUGUCAAAGGCGAAAUUUUGUAGUUCAGGGAUACCAUCGUGAUAUUCUCGAGCAUUGGCCUCCGCCACCACCACAGCCGCUGCUGCUGCCGCUUCCACAGGCACCUGCUGUUACUAUGCCGCCCUCCAUUCUAAUCGAUGAAACACCAAAAGUUUCGGCUUUAGACAAAACCAUGGAACAUAUUGUAAGUAAUCCCACAAAGAUCCCAUCAGCAAGACGCCGAAGAAGAGUCGGUUCAAGGCGGCCCCGCAAAGUUGCUGUUCGGACAACUCCAAACUAAAAAGAUUUGUAUAUCAAAAAGCUUUUUCCUUCCCUGUUUAGAGAAAUCAUUUUCGGGCUAGGAAAGAUUAUGCAAGAUGAGUAUUUUCCACAUACCGGUCUCGAUCUUCAUCUUUAUAUACGUGUUAGUUUUAUCGGUUUAUCAUUUUUUGUUGUAUAUAUACUUUUAAAAAAAAUCAUGAUCACGAAUUUCACCGCCUAUUUUGCUUCUAA